AUGACGGUUGAGGAGUUGCAAGAGGCAGAGUGCAUAAUUCUGCGGCAUGUUCAACGAGAAGAAUUCCCUGACGAGAGAUUGCAUGAGAAAUCUGACAAGUCAAUCAGUAAGUUAUGUCCGCAGAAAGAAAACGGACUGAUACGUGUCGGAGGACGGAUCGGGAAGGCACAGGUUGACUACGAGUUGCGACAUCCUAUAAUACUACCCUACAAGAAUCAUGUUACAGACCUGAUUAUUAUGGAUCAUCAUCAGAGUGUUGGACAUAUGGGUCAAGAGUCAGUUUUGUCGUCUCUGAGAAACGAGUAUUGGGUAAUAAAGGGACGAUCUGCAGUUCGUCGAGUGAUUGGCAAGUGUCUUAAGUGUCAGAGAAGAAGAGCAAAGCCAAUGGAGCAAUUCAUGGCAGACCUUCCGGCUAUGCGAGUUGCAGCUGAGGAGCCACCCUUCACUUACGUAGGGGUCGAUUACUUUGGCCCAAUGGAGGUCAAGGUCGGAAGGUCAAAGGUUAAGAGGUAUGGAUGUUUGUUUUCGUGCCUCAGCAUGAGAGCUGUGCAUGUUGAGAUAACGCAUUCAAUGGACACGGACUCCAUGAUUAACGCCCUGCGACGGUUUAUCAGUCUUAGAGGAUAUCCUAAAGAGAUCCAUAGUGAUAAUGGUACAAAUUUUACGAAGGCAGAUAAGGAGCUAAAGCAAGCCCUCGAAGAAUGGGAUCUCGAGAGGAUCAACAGGGUUUGUAUCCAAAGGCGGAUUAAGUGGAGCUUUAUCCCACCUGCGGCAAGCCACAUGGGUGGUGCAUGGGAAAGGAUGGUACAGACUACCAAGCGUGUGUUGAAGUCGCUGUUGAAUGAACAAAUAGUUUCCGAUGAGGUGCUUCUCACGGUAAUGGCGGAGACCGUGAACAUCAUCAAUAGCAGACCACUGACACGUAACAGUGAUGAUAUCGAGGAUGAGAUGCCCCUAACUCCCAACCAUUUGCUUCACUUGAGACCAACGCCUAGUGUGCCACCAGGCGUAUUUGGAAAGGAAGAUAUGUAUUGUAGGCGAGCCUGGAGACAAGCCCAAUAUCUGAGCAACAGAUUUUGGCGUCGGUGGACAAGUGAAUAUCUCCCAACGCUGAUGGAGAGAACGAAGUGGACUACUGUCAGAGAAAACCUCAAGGAAGGUGAUGUAGUUCUUUUGGCUGAUGAGAACUUUCGGAGAGGCGAAUGGCCACUUGCACGUGUGAUGGAAGUCCUACCAAGUAGUGAUGGCCGUGUGCGCAGCGCCAUGGUGAAGACGGUAUCUACUGUCGCGACGCGAGCGAAAAGACGGAGGCGAGGAGAUGUUCAAGUGAGCAGCACUAUACUUACGCGACCGGUGACGCGUCUCUGUAAAUUGGAGAUGGAUAACUAG
Molecule: messenger RNA, 1389 nt
Organism: Nematostella vectensis (starlet sea anemone)
Lineage: Eukaryota; Metazoa; Cnidaria; Anthozoa; Actiniaria; Edwardsiidae
Exons: 1
Coding region: 1-1389 (462 amino acids)
Biological process (GO): DNA integration
Molecular function (GO): nucleic acid binding
Source: RefSeq, a predicted model, not a curated record